Molecule: messenger RNA, 1245 nt
Organism: Ziziphus jujuba (common jujube)
Lineage: Eukaryota; Viridiplantae; Streptophyta; Magnoliopsida; Rosales; Rhamnaceae
Product: phosphoglycerate mutase-like protein AT74
Exons: 2
Coding region: 127-1056 (309 amino acids)
Molecular function (GO): phosphatase activity
Source: RefSeq, a predicted model, not a curated record
CAAACCAAAAGCCAAAAAAUCCUUCUCUUUUUUUCUACAUACCGUUACUCUCCUCUGUACAAAUAAAUUUACAACAACAUUUUGUCACUGAAAACAAGAAAAAAAUAACCAAACCCCAAAAACUAGAUGUUAAAGGAGGAUAAUUUUUUAGAGUCUUCGAGAUCUAAUAAAGACAGAGAGAGAAGGAAAAUGCAAGGACAUAACAGAGCAGCGAUGCCAAAGCGGAUAAUCCUGAUGCGCCACGGCGAGUCCCAAGGCAAUCUGGACGAUUCAGCCUACACAACCACCCCGGACUACAAAAUACCAUUAACCCAACAAGGCAUUGCCCAAGCACAACUCGCCGGCGACCGCCUCCGCCAAGUCGUCUCCGACACCGACUCCCCAAACUGGCAGGUCUACUUCUACGUCUCCCCCUACGAACGGACCCGGUCGACGCUGCGAGAGAUCGGGAGGUCGUUCUCGAAGAACCGUAUAAUCGGGGUACGGGAGGAGUGUCGGGUACGUGAGCAGGACUUCGGGAACUUCCAGGUGGAGGAGAGAAUGAAGGUGAUCAAGCAGACCAGGGAGAGGUUCGGAAGGUUCUUCUAUCGCUUCCCUGAGGGUGAGUCCGCUGCUGAUGUUUACGACCGCGUUUCCAGUUUUCUUGAAUCGCUAUGGAGGGACAUAGACAUGCAAAGACUUCACCAAGAUCCUUCAAAUGACCUGAAUCUUAUAAUUUUGUCGCAUGGACUGACCUCACGAGUCUUCCUCAUGAAGUGGUUUAAGUGGACAGUUGAGCAAUUCGAGUUAUUAAACAAUUUUGGGAAUUGUGAGUUCCGAGUAAUGGAGUUGGGACAAGGUGGAGAAUACAGCUUAGCUAUUCAUCACACAGAGGAAGAACUUACAGAAUGGGGUCUCUCCCCUGAAAUGAUAGCUGACCAAAAAUGGCGAGCCUGUGCCAAGAGGGGUGAUUGGAACGAGAAGUGCCCGUGGUACCUUGAUGGUUUUUUUGACCAUUUCGCUCACUCAGAUGAGAAUGUAGAUAAUGAUGAUGACGACUGUCAAAUACCAAAUUGAUUCUGUAGUUGGUCUCCAAAAAAUUUAUUCUUUUAGUGAUGCAGCACCAUAGACUAUUGGGAAACAUUAGGCUGGAAAUUCUUUUGAUUUCGUUUGUACUUGAUUGUAGUGUUAGAGUAACUUCAAAUGUCUAUAGUAACUUCCAAACAGCAUGAAUGAGAGAAUCUUCAACUUCAGGUUGUUGUUAAA